Messenger RNA from Lactuca saligna, 345 nucleotides. Lineage: Eukaryota; Viridiplantae; Streptophyta; Magnoliopsida; Asterales; Asteraceae. The record is from the annotation of a GenBank genome assembly.
AUGGGUGAUGCUCUGGCAAAUCCGAAAAGUCACAGAGGAGCUGACGAGCAUGGCUGGACUGAAGUCAGGAUAAAAAAACCACCUGUGAAAGGCCCCUCUCAGAAUCACAUAACCUCCUUCUAUGUAUCUAACUUUCAUAGUCUCAUUAGCGUACACGACUCUAGAAACAUCUUCCUGAAGUUUGGGUCUAUAACAGACGUACACUACUCCAAUAUGAAGGAUUCUAGUGGAUCUACUUUCGCUUUUGUCAGAUACAAAGGAGCUAAAGACAGUAAAGAGUUUGAGAAAAUAUUAGACAGGAUCAAAUGUCGGGAUGCAAUGUUGAAAGUCAAUGUGGCGAGGUAG